AUGGCGAGCCAAGGAAUUCUGUUGGAAGUGAAGCCGAGAGGCAAGCCCAUAUCUAAACUUCCUGGAACGAUCUCAAUUGGUCCCGAGGAGAGCCUUGCUGCGCUAUAUGCUACGAUUUCGAGGCGAUCCGGGUUCCCGGUUACGCGACUCAGGAUCACCAAGGGCAGCGAUGGCAGCCUCCUAAAGAACGAUGCCCGUGUGACAGUGUCCAGCACCGGAGUCAGGAACCAGAGUGUCAUCUACGUUAAAGAUCUAGGGCCGCAAAUAGGAUGGCGUACGGUCUUCAUUAUCGAAUACCUAGGACCCCUCAUUAUCCACCCACUGGUUCUCUAUGGCCUGCGACCUUUCAUAUACCGAAGUCCUAAGCCAUUGCCUCCUGUAUCGAGCCUACAAACGUUGACCUGCGCGUUACUGACACUCCACUUCAUCAAGCGCGAGAUGGAGACCCUCUUUGUCCACCGAUUCAGUGUCUCGACGAUGCCCUUUACCUAUGUUUUCCGAAAUAGUGCCCAUUACUGGCUCCUUGGCGGCGUAAAUCUCGCAUACUGGGUGUUUUCGCCUUCAUCAUCAACAGCCACUGACCACCCUAACCCAGCACUACUAUACCCCGGCCUAGUACUCUUCCUUGUAGGUCAGCUGUCCAACCUUUCUACACAUCUCACCUUGAGAAGCCUCAGGAAACCCGGUAGCACAGAGCGCGUGAUACCUACUGGCUUCGGAUUUGAUUGGGUGACGUGUCCAAACUACCUCUUCGAAGUGAUGGCCUGGGUCGGAGUAUACCUUGUUAGUGGGCUCAACUGGAGUGUCCUACUCUUCCUUGUGGUGGGAGCCGGCACUAUGAUGAAAUGGGCUAGCCAGAAGGAGAAGAGAUAUCGGCGGGAGUUCGGGGAUAAGUACAAGAAAAAGCGCUUUGUUAUGCUGCCUGGACUGUGGUAG
Molecule: messenger RNA, 936 nt
Organism: Nannizzia gypsea CBS 118893
Lineage: Eukaryota; Fungi; Ascomycota; Eurotiomycetes; Onygenales; Arthrodermataceae
Product: synaptic glycoprotein SC2
Exons: 3
Coding region: 1-936 (311 amino acids)
Biological process (GO): very long-chain fatty acid biosynthetic process
Molecular function (GO): protein binding; oxidoreductase activity, acting on the CH-CH group of donors
Source: RefSeq, a predicted model, not a curated record